CACCCAGUGACGCACUUCCGGGUCACGCUUCAUGGAGUGUUUUGGUCGGGAGGCAGCGCGCUUUCUUAAUUAACAUUACUGCACUUUUACACUUUAUUAGCGACAGAAAAGCGUUAAUUUUCACUCACGACAUUCACAUACUAUGUGCUGAAAUCUGGUAUUUUGGUGGACGUUUCGUCUUCUAGCAUUUUCAGCACUGAGAAGUGGAGAGGGUGACAAUGUCACGACAGCGUUCAAGAUCCCCUCUACAUUCAAGAACCUCGACGCUGCUCGGAAGGCGAGAUGGAUAUUACGGUGAGCAGUACCAUGCACCGGUGCAUUCUGAUCCUUGGAGAGGUUCAGAAAAUGUCGACAACAGAAAUUUGGAAAGCGGCGUACGCUGGGAUAACGGGUCCUCUGAAGCAGAGGAGCAGGUUGACCACUGGGCCAAGUUCAUCGAGGCUAUAGGUCGUGCCGAAAAGCGGAAAGCUUCGUCCAUGUCGAGGUACCACGCACAGGACGGCGUCCAGAGUUUUGAAGAGGACUCGGCAUGCUCUCCGAGACGGCUGCCUAGGGAGAGAUUGUGUUCCCCGGAAACUUCAAACUAUGGCAUGGAAACGCAUCAGAGGAUUCAGUCUCCAGGCCAGAGGAGGAACGAGCGUGAUGUUGCUGAUGUAGACAGGCGCUAUUCAAGAAGUUCCAGUCCUAGGCAUUCACAAGGAAAGAGACACGACAGAAUGGAACAUGGAUAUUAUAAUGAAGAACACGAAGAUAGAUAUGAAAGAAGCUCCUAUAGCGAGAGGUCACUCAAGUCAAAUUAUUCGGAGCAUCAACUACAUUUUAAAGGAUACCAAGAUUUGGAUCCACAGGAGGAAUAUACUGUGUCACACAGGGGCUUCAGUCCACAUUGUGCCCCUGUUAUAGUGGAGCAUGAUCAUGGAAUCCCAAAACAUGAUGCAAGGAUCCACAGUCCAGGUAGGGACCGAGAACGUCCAAGGAGCCGCGAUCCAGCUAGGGAGCGAGGGCAUCCAAGGAAUCAUGAUCCAGGUAGGGACCGAGAGCGUCCAAUGAGCCGUGAUCUGGUAAGGGACAGAGAGCAACCAAGAAGCGGUGGUCCUGUCAGAGAUCGAGAGCAUCCAAGGAAUCGCAAUCCAGUUAGCCAGCGAGAGCAUCCAAGGAGCCAUGAUCCAGAUAGGAACCAAGAGUAUCCAAGGGGCACUGGUUCUGUUAGGCACCAGGAGCAUCCAAGGAGCCAUGAUCCAGUUAGGAACCAAGAGCAUCCAAGGAGCCGUGAUCCUCUGAGAACCAGUGACCUACCAAGAGACAGAGGUUAUUCAAAAAGCAGUGAACCACAAAGGGGCAGAGAUCCCAACAGGGGAAGAGAAUCUUCAAGAAGCAAGGAACUCCGUAAACAUGGAAGGGAUUAUAACCAUCAUCCAGGAACAUCACAUGAUAGCCCCAGUGGUUCAUCAACCUAUCACAUUAGGGAAGACACAAGAUUCCAUGCCUCUCUGGCUGAAAGAGGAAGUCCUUUGCAAGGCAUGCGACAACACACUGAGCAACCCAGGUUGGGAUCACAUUCAAGAGAGCCCCAUGGACAAAGGGCAGUGGAUGAUAGAGACUUCAGAGUGAAUGAGAGCAAUAGGACAAGAGACUCUGUUCAUGACUGGGAGGAAGACACGGAACCUAGAGGGAAUCAUGGUGGUGUGCUGGGACAAGGAAGCGUUCUGAAAAGAAAUCAUCAACAUAGGAACCCAAACCAUCCUGGAGCUAGAAUGGAUUUUGCCGGUCAUGAGACUCUCAAGAUCAAAGUGGACAUGAGUCGUCCUGUGGGCCAGAGCAGCCACUUAGGCUAUUCCUCUGAAAGGCAGUUGUCGCUCGAUUUGGUCAAUGUGGGUCGACAACGUCUCGACUUCCUGCCCAUGCUGGAGCAUUCUGGGACAUUUAGGGAGACGCCGAUGCACUCUGGGACCUUCGCACAAGAGAUUAUCACUCUGGUGCAUCAAGUUAAAGAAAAUUAUUUUCAGGGUCAAGGCACCACACUUAAUGAACGUUUCUCUAAUGAACAAGAGUAUUCUUUGGUGGAUGAGUUUGCAGAAGAAGAACAGGAGAUGGAGGCCAUCGGGCCUGUCGUAAACAGGCCACUUGGUGCCACAUCCUUAGACACUCAGAUUUUCUGCAAGAUUGGGCCGAUGCAGUCACAGAGGAAGCCGCAUGUUCCUGUUCCUGCUCCUGCCCCUGGUGAUCUCAGGCAUGACCUGGAGAGGAAAAGACAGGAGCGACUAGAAGGUGUGAAGAUCACUAUCGCCGGAGGGAACUUCUCUCAGAUACUGCCUCAGAGUCAGAAGAAUGAGUCUGCAUAUGUGGGUGAUGAAGACCCGCAUGAGGCAGGUUGGUCUGAGGAGGUGCCUCGGCAAGCGGAGCACUGGGACGACCCUCAUCAAAAAAGACCCACCCAGAAUUUCAACGCCAGACGGAAUUUCAAUCGCGUCCGCAAUCGACCUCGUCCACGCACGAAAAGGAAUGCAAAUAACGGUGCUCGAUGGUGAGGAACGGGACAGAAGUGAAGCUCCGGGAUCGUAAACAUGAGUGUUUCUCAAACUUGCACUCCAUUGUUACCGUCUUCAUCAGUAGAUUGUAACAAGUCUGUCAUUUAUGUGACAUUUCACUGCUAGUCGAUGACAGAUGCUCAUAAAUUGCUCAUCUUUAAAAGUGAUAUUUUCACGCUUCACUCAUCAGCAUGUAAAGAGAACACUGGACAGUGUAGCAAUUUACGUUGCCCACUUAAAGAACUUUAUGUGCUCAGUUAAUCAUUUUCAUACGCAGCACGAACAUGGGAAGUGUUCAUGGAUAUUGCUUGUGUUUGUUUUUAGAGCCACCAGCAUUCACCAUCACAUCAGACCUGUAACUUUUAAGACCCCUCCUUAUUAAACAGCUGUUUAAUCAUAUUCACAAAACUGUCCAGAGUAUAUUUUGUUUAUAUUAAAGCAUUUAGUUUGAAUUUAUUAAAAAAGAAAAAAAGUCCAGUCAGAUUAUGUUUCGUUACAUUCUGUGCCUCUUUGUUCCUCUUCAUUAUGCUUUAAUCACUUUUAAGAGAAACAGCUGUGUUUAUGUUGAGAAGAAUCUCUAUCUCUUCAUCUAAUGUUGUACAUAUAGUUUUGUAUGAAAUAAAUAUACACAACAAUG
Molecule: messenger RNA, 3165 nt
Organism: Pangasianodon hypophthalmus (striped catfish)
Lineage: Eukaryota; Metazoa; Chordata; Actinopteri; Siluriformes; Pangasiidae
Exons: 11
Coding region: 219-2528 (769 amino acids)
Biological process (GO): positive regulation of transcription by RNA polymerase II
Cellular component (GO): mediator complex
Molecular function (GO): DNA binding; transcription coregulator activity
Source: RefSeq, a predicted model, not a curated record